UUUUAGGACUGAGUAAUAUUCCACUGUACGGAUGGACCACAUUUCGUUCUUCCUUUCAUCUGUCCGUGGACACUUGGGCUGCUUCCACCUUUUAGCUAUUGACCUUCUGAGCUUUUAUCACGGACACUGUGACAGUUUCUUCACUGGCUUCCCAGCCUCCUUUCCUUCCUAUCCACCCCUCCUCUUCCCAGGAUCUUUCUAAAAUUCACAGGUAACUUCCUUUAAAACCCUCAAGAGCUCGCCAUGGCCCUCAGAACAGGUCCCGCCUGCCUUCCGUGGUCAGGCCCCACCGACCUCAUCUCCCUCACCUGAAGCAUCAUCCACCUUCCCCAGGCCUUGGCCCCGCUGGAAGGCCCUUGCCCCGCUCAAAGCCUCUGAGUCCUUUUUUGUUAAUUCGUUGGAAUGAGUUUCCUCCUUGCCCGUUUCCGUCCAAGGCCUUCUGGGGCCCUCUGCCCUGGUUUUCAGCACCCCCUACUCUCUCCGUGUCGUCUAACCACGAGCCCGUGAAGCUUCCAGCCCCAGACACGGGGGGGCUACGUAUGCUGUCAGACUCCCCCCCAGGUUCCAGAGGUGAGCUGUGGUCGGACUGCAUCCACGUCCCAGCCCCUUUCCCACUCCAGGCCCACUGCUCAAAGCCCUCAUCUCCUCACCCCGCAACGCCCCCAUCGCCAGGGCCGCUGACACGGUUUGAUCCGGAGCCCGUCUUCACGGUCAACCCGGGCCUCAGUUUCCCCGGAUGAAGAACGGAGUUGUGGGCGCGGCCCCUCUCCCAGCCCUCACCUGGUGCUGCCAGGGCUGGUCACCUCCGCGCUGCCGCUCGCAGAUUAGACACGUCCGGAUACCCUUGCAACCACAUUCCCGAAGGACCUCUGGGGCCACCACCGCCGCAGCCGCCAUCGCCGCGUCCUGGCGGCCAGGGCGCAGGCGCGGGACCCCGGGCGCCGCUGGGAGUUGUAGUGCGCGCGCAGGGUACGAGGUCCGCGCGGCCGCUUCCUUCCGGUCGCCGCCGCCGACGGAUUCGCGCGGCGCCACCUCCUGGAAUCGGACAACCGCCGGCGCCAGCACCGGAUUCGCGUGCCGCCGAUCAGGUCCCCGCGGGCCGCGCCUCCUCGCCAUGGGCCCCCUCUCGGCGCGGCUGCUGAUCCAGCGGGGGCGACCCAAGUGCGACCGGCUGGGGAAGAUCCGGAGUCUGGACCUGUCAGGGAUGAAUCUGCUCUCAGAGCACUUGGACCCCAAGCUCCUGAGCCGCCUGAAGCAGCUGCAAGAGCUGGACCUCUCCAACAACCAACUGGAGACACUGCCCGCCAACCUGGGCCUGUCCCACCUGCGCAUCCUCCGCUGCGCCAACAACCAGUUGGGCGACGUCACUGUCUUGUGCCAGUUCCCACAGCUCGAGGAGCUCAGCCUGGAGGGCAACCCCUUUCUGACAGUCAGUGACAACCUGAAAGUUUCCUUCCUCCUGCCCAAGCUCCGUAAGGUCAACGGCAAGGACGCUUCCUCCACUUGCUCUCAGGUGGAGAACCUGAACCGGGAGCUGACCAGCAGGGUCACAGCUCACUGGGAGAAGUUCAUGGCCGCACUGAGCCCAGACGAGGAGGCUGAGAAGGCCCAGGCAGACUUUGUGAGGUCGGCCAUCAGAGAUGUCCGCUAUGGGCCCGAGUCCCUCAGCGACUUCACCCAGUGGAGGGUGCGGAUGAUCUCUGAGGAGCUGCUGGCCUCUGGUGGGACUCAGGUGCAUGAGGCAAACAUCUCAGAGAGGCCCCCAGAAGCCACCGCUAUCCAGGAGCCUAGGGCCGGGCCAGUGGCCUCGAAGCGGCCAGGUGAUGGCCCAGUCCACGUCUCUCCCAACAAGCGGGUGUGCACCUCCCCGUUGGCCCAGGUGGAGGGCAGCCCUGUGGGCUCUGCUGGCAGCCAGACUGCCCUGCAGCUGGAGCCCCUGCACUUCCUGCAGUGCCACAGCAAGAACAACAGCCCUCGUGACCUGGAGACCCAACUCUGGGCCUGUGCCUUCGAGCCAGCCUGGGACGAGGGGCAGGCAGGGGCCACAUCCCAGACCGUGGCCACGUGUGGCGGGGAGGCCGUGUGUGUGAUCGACUGCCAGACAGGCAUCGUACUGCACAAGUACAAGGCGCCUAGUGAGGAGUUCUUCUCAGUGGCCUGGACGGCCCUGACGGUGGUCACACAGGCAGGCCACAAGAAGCGCUGGAGCGUGCUAGCAGCUGCAGGCCUGCGGGGCCUGGUCCGGCUGCUGCACGUGCGUGCCGGCUUCUGCUGCGGGCUCAUCCGGGCCCACAAGAAGGCCAUUGCGACUCUCUGUUUCAGCCCCACACACGAGACCCACCUCUUCACGGCCUCCUAUGACAAGCGGAUCAUACUCUGGGACAUCGGGGUGCCCAACCACGAUUACGAAUUCCAGGCCAGCCAGCUGCUCACACUCGACACCACCUCCAUCGCCCUGCGCCUCUGCCCCGUCGCCUCCUGCCCGGAUGCCUACCUGCUGGCCGGCUGCGAGGGCGGCUGCCGUUGCUGGGACGUGCGGCUGGACCAGCCUCAGAAGAGGAGGGUGUGUGAGGUGGAGUUCGUCUUCUCCGAAGGCUCUGAGGCAACUGGACGGAGAGUGGACGGGCUGGCGUUCGUGAACGAGGACGUCGUGGCCUCCAAAGGGAGUAGCCUGGGCACCAUCUGCCUGUGGAGCUGGAGCCAGACGUGGCAGGGCCGGGGCAGCCGGUCCACAGUGGCCGUCGUGGUCCUGGCCCGGCUGCAGUGGUCGCCCACCGAGCUCGCCUACUUCUCACUCAGCACCUGUCCUGAUGAGGGGAUGGUGCUCUGCGGGGACGAGGAGGGCAACGUGUGGAUCUACGACGUCAGGCCCCUUGUGGCGCAGAGGCCCCCGCCGCCGGCCACCCCGCAGGCCCCCACGCAGAUCCUUAAGUGGCCCCAGCCCCGGGCCCUGGGCCAGACAGUGAGCAGGACCAUGGUGAACACGGUGGUGGCUGACCCCACCUUUACCUACCUCACGGCACUGACGGACUCCAACAUUGUCGCCAUCUGGAGGAGAAACCAGCCUUGACUGUGGGACGCAACUUACUCAGCUUUUAGGGUCGUGAGGGGGAUCUUCUUAUCGGUGGCUAUUUUUUAUUAAAGUCUACUGUGUAAGAGAAA
Delphinapterus leucas (beluga whale) is the source of this 3162-nucleotide messenger RNA. RefSeq names its product leucine rich repeats and WD repeat domain containing 1 (gene LRWD1). Gene Ontology annotation, molecular function: protein binding; chromatin binding. Gene Ontology annotation, cellular component: nuclear origin of replication recognition complex. The record is from RefSeq and is a predicted model, not a curated record. Gene Ontology annotation, biological process: establishment of protein localization to chromatin; chromatin organization. NCBI's taxonomy places the organism in Eukaryota, Metazoa, Chordata, Mammalia, Artiodactyla, Monodontidae.